AUGUAUGCUGAUGAUAUAUUUAUCUUUGCUAAUGGUGGGAAGAGAACUAUGAAAGGUUUGAUGGAGGCUUUGUACAAAUAUGAGGCCUGGACUGGUCAAGUGCUUAAUAAAGAGAAAAGUCCUAUCUUCUUCUCUAAGAGAAUUUUGGUCCCCAGGAAACACUCCCUCCUCUACUUUACUGGGUUUACUGAUGGCUCUUUUCCUUUCAAGUACCUGGGGGUGCCAAUAGUGGACGGUAGGCUAAAGGCUUGUGAUUUUGGUGAACUGUUGGGAAAACUGACUAAUAAGAUUGCAGGCUGGAAAAUGAAAAUCCUCUCUGUUAGUAGUAGAACUAUUCUUUUGCGCCAUGUCUUAUCUAGUAUGGCCACCCAUCUUCUUGUAGUUUUAGAUGUACCCAAAGUAGUGAUUCUAAGCUUGAAUAAGCUCCUAAGCUCCUUCUUUUGGGGUGACUCUAGAGGUAAAUAUGUUAAAGGAAAUCGUUUAUCCCUCCUGGAGCCUACAAAAGGGACCCACUUAUGGAAAUCAAUUGUUCGAAGUAUCUCGAAGGUGAUAAAUAGUUCCAAAUGGAUUGUGAAAGAGGGCAAUAUUUUUUUCUGCUUAGUGGGCCAUCAGAAAGCCAAGGAUCUGUAUGACUUUUUGGCUAGUCGGAAGGAGGGUCAAGAUGUGCUCGUCUGGCUGAAAGACAAGGAAGACAAUUUUACUACUAAGAGCGCUUGGGAUUGUAUCAGGGUCAGAACGCCUCCUUUACCUAGGCCUCAGUGGAUAUGGAAUACUAAUCUACCUAAAAAGAUUUCUCUCAUAAUGUGGAAGGCUGUUAAUAAUUGCCUCAGUGUUGAUGAAAAUGUUAAGAUGGUGGGUGUCCCUAUGGGUUCCAAGUACUGGAUAUUCCAGUCUUGUCCCCUAAGCCUAAGAGGGUUCGGGUGGUUAGAUGGCAUCGGCCUCAACAGGGAUGGGUCAAACUCAAUACUAAUGGUAGCAGUUUCGAGGAAUCUAGGCAUUUUUGGUGUUGGGGGUGUUAUUCGAGAUGAUAAUGGCAAGUUACUCUUGGCUUACUCUGUUCCCCUGGGCCUGGGUACUAAUAAUUUUGCAGAAAUUGGUAGCUUAUUGGAAGGCGUUCGAAGGUGUCACGCUCUUGGAUUCUAUCGUGUUCAAAUAGAGACUAAUUCUCAAUUGGUGAUUAAUUGGAUUACUAAGGACAGUUGUCCUAUCUGGUAUCUAGAAGAUUUCUGGGAUGAAUUACAGGAUUACCUUAAUAGCCUAGAGUAUACUGUGAAUCAUAUUUAUCGCGAAGGAAAUGUUGUAGCUGAUUUUCUAGCUAAGUGUGGGGUUGAGGGUUUGAACUCCUACUGGUCUGAUAUCCAUACUUUGCCUAGCCCAUUGAGGGGUUGGCUUCUUUUGGUUGUUUUCCUUUUGGUCUUGUCUGUUGUUGGGUUCUCUGGUUAG
Messenger RNA from Carya illinoinensis, 1443 nucleotides. RefSeq lists its product as uncharacterized. Bases 1 to 1443 code for a protein of 480 amino acids. The transcript has 5 exons. Gene Ontology annotation, molecular function: nucleic acid binding; RNA-DNA hybrid ribonuclease activity. The record is from RefSeq and is a predicted model, not a curated record. Lineage: Eukaryota; Viridiplantae; Streptophyta; Magnoliopsida; Fagales; Juglandaceae.